UUCACACGCGCAAUGUGGCAUCUCAGGUGAGGCGAAAGAUGCUAAAACCCUAAGCAGAGUAAGCGGAAAGAACCGUGGGAACCCUUUUGCCUUCACCAAACGCAGUCUUUGUCUUCUUCCUUCACCAAAAAUCGUUAUCUUCCCCGCCACCGCUAUUCCCAUUCUUCACAGAUAUCAGAACUCAAUGGAGCCACCUGCAAAAAAGUGGCUCCUACCUAGGUCACGCAUGCGCCAGAGAACCACUAAAAUCCACUACACAGGUUCAAGCAGGUAGCCAUAGCGGAAUCCAAGACACAGCACAAUCUUCGUUUCCCACCUUGUUCAUCCAGAAGCCCUUACAAUCAAUAAAUCACGUUUAUAAUCGAACUGCGUCUUUAUCUCAGCAGCAUUUAUUCUGCCAUAUUUCAGAAUCUCCGUCACUCGCAUUGAUUGCGAACUUAGAAGUGUGGCGUCGUGGAUAGAGAGAUCCAAGGCCCAGGCUGGCCCAACGAAGAAAAAGCCCGAAUCGCGUGCACGUUUGGCGAAUUAGAACCGAUGUUAUCUACUUGGAACCCAUGGGUUCGAUCAGAAUGGCCGAAGCCUGGUUCGUCAAGAUCGCGUGCACCAUUUUCGUUCGCUCUUCCUCGGUGGACCCUUUCCUGGGCUAUUUCAGUAAGCACCUGACCCCUUCGCUCGUUUACGAGGUCGUGAAUAAGCUGCACAUUCCCAAUUUGGGUUUCAAGUUCGUUGAAUUCAGUAGACACGAGUUGCACAUGAGUCACUCUUAUUUGACGUAUAAUCUGCUCUUGAGGUCACUUUGUGGAUCGAAUCUUCACAGUGCCGCGAAAUUGGUGUAUGAUUGGAUGAGGUGUGACGGGCAGAUUCCUGAUAAUUGGUUGCUAGGGUUUUUGGUUUCUUCGUACGCCGUUGUUGGUAGGUUAGAUAUUUCGAAGGAACUGCUUGCGGAUGUUCAAUGUAAUUGUAAUGUUGGAGUCAAUGCUGCUGUGUACAAUGACUUGUUCAACGUUAUGAUUAGGCAGAAUAAGGUACUUGAUGCGGUUUUUCUGUUUAGGGAGCUUAUCAGGUUGCGGUAUAAACCGGUAACCUACACAAUCAAUAUUUUAAUGCGAGGGUUGUGCAGGGCCGGGGAAAUUAGCGAGGCUUUUAAGCUUCUUGAGGAUAUAAGGAGUUUUGGUUGUUUGCCAGAUUUAAUUACCUAUAAUACUCUUAUUCAUGGUUUGUGUCGGAUUAGUGAGGUGGAUAGAGCUAGAAGUUUGCUAAAGGAAAUUUGUUUGAAUGGGGAGUUUGACCCUGACGUUGUUAGUUACACGACGAUAAUAGGGGGUUAUUGCAAGUUGGGUAUGAUGGGGGAGGGGACUUUGCUUUUUGAUGAAAUGAUUAGAUCUGGAGCUGUGCCUAAUACGUUUACCUUUAACGCUCUUAUUGAUGGAUUUGGGAAGUUGGGUGACAUGGCCUCUGCACAAGCCUUGUGUGGGAAAAUGCUUCUUAAUGGCUGUCCACCUGAUGUUGCUACUUUCACUUCUCUAAUCAAUGGGUAUUUUCGAGUUGGGAAGGUGCACCAAGCAAUGGACAUGUGGCAUAAAAUGAACGACAAAAAUAUUUGUGCGAGUUUAUAUACAUACUCUGUUCUUGUCAGUGGCCUUUGCAAUAAUAACAGACUACACGAAGCUCGGGACAUUUUGGGACUGUUGAAUGGUAAGGACAUUGUUCCACAGCCAUUUAUCUAUAAUCCUGUUAUUGAUGGAUAUUGUAAAUCCGGCAAUGUUGACGAGGCUAAUAAAGUUGUAGCAGAAAUGGAAAUGAAUAGAUGCAAGCCGGAUAAGUUAACAUAUACCAUUCUUAUUAUUGGGCAUUGUAUGAAAGGGAGAAUGCUUGAAGCAAUUAGUAUCUUUGAUAAGAUGUUGGCUGUUGGUUGUGCCCCGGAUGAAAUCGCUGUAAAUAAUUUAAGAUCCUGUCUUUUGAAGGUUGGAAUGGCCCGUGAAGCUGCCCGUGUUAAGGAGGUUAUUGGUCAGAACCUGCCCUGCAGUACUAUAUCGUUGAAGAAAUCUUAUAACAAAAGCACACAUGCAGAUGUUCCUGUUGCUGUUAUUGAAGUGCUAUUGCAAACCAGUGGUUAGACAGGUCUUGGACCAUAUACCUUGAGUGCUGGGUGCACGUGUCUCCAGUGUGGAUCAAAGUAAUGCUAUCAUCAGAGGCAGAAUGCCUCUUUUUUGUUCUGGGGAUUGUAUUUACAUCGCAUGGUAAUUCUCUCCAAGUUUCAGCUGAUUAUUUUUGGACCCGGAGUUAGGUAUACUCUAGUUAACUUUGAGUUGAUUUUUCAUUUUUCAUGGUCUCAGCCAGUCUCAAGCUCAAGUAAAGCAGGUGGAGGUUUUUGUUAGGCCUUUGACAGCCGACAUACAACUUUUCAAAAUCCCAAACACGGAUUUUUCAUUGUCCUCUGGAUUUUGAAUUUUGUUCUUACAUGAAAUAGAUUUUAUCAAGUCUCUUCUUUUGUAAACUGUAGUGCUAGUUAAUUUAUUUUCUUGUUCAUAUGGAAGUGCAUUUACUUGAUAGUAUAUUGAAUUAUACUUGAAAGAAAUUGAAUAAAAUGAAAUGUCAAGCCCUUUUUUCUUGUAAACUUUACAGUAAAUAUCCUAUACUGUACAAAGAUAGGAGAUGUAUUAUCGAGGAUUUGAUGAGACAAAACCUUUGAUAAGAGAAGUAUUAAGGAAAUUCUUGUCUUCUUAGGCUCAGAAAUUGGUAACAUGCAGGAUAGAAAGUGGUUGUAUAACAAAAUUUUUGAACAUUGUUGUCAUCCAUGAUUGUGUGUAAAGAUUUUGACCGAAAUGCUAGGAAUUCUGUAAUACUACAGUUCAUUUGCAAAAAACCUCUUGUGGUUCGAAACUCGAUAACAAUUCCUUGUUCCUAAGUAAAUUCUGUGUAUUGACUCCAUACAGGCGGUUUUCUGCGCAUGGAAUAGUGAUUAAAAUCACUCUGCAAGAUCUGGUAAGCUUUGCCACUUGAGUUACUGAGUUUUGAGCCAUAUGGGAAGUUGGUUAUCCGUUUGCAUAGGACAAAGUAUUUCAUCAUGGGGUUUCUCCGCAAGACGCUUUUAUUGAGAUAUCUCAAUUGGUACAAAGGGUGCUUGAUGGGUUCUAGGUGAUUUGAACUUGCCACUUUUGGCUCAUUAUUUUUGGACCGAAUUAAUGCAUAGAAAAUAGGCUUAUGUUCUAGGAUACCUACCAAACCAAUGAGAAAUGGUUUGCUCACAAAUGUAGACUUCUAUUUGAUGAAGAGGUAACUUAUCUUUCGUUUAUACACGAAUCCAUCAAUUGCAUGUUGGCUGUGGUGCAUUAACUAUAAGUCGGUGCUGUUAAUAUUAGAUAGAUGAUUAGAGUUAAUGAAUAUGAUGUGAUGUGAGAAGCAUGGGUAACCGAUUAAUGUGUAUCUUUCACCAUAGCUAUCUCUAGAUUAUCAAUACAUCAAUACCUAUUCUUCAAUAUUUCUCAAGUAAACUGAAUUAGAUUGUCUUAUGUAAAGGAGAGGACGUAUAGCAAGAUAAAAGUGAUGAGAUGUAUUAUAGUACCUUAUUCUUUAAGACCAAUAUUGCUGUGUUAUUCGAGUUAACCAAUAUUGCUGUGUUAUUCGAGUUAGGAAUUUAAAAAAUCGCGCUAAAUAUAUUAUUUUUAAAUUCACUUUCGUUUCUCCCAGCGUUGAUUUUAUUCCACUGUUCUUUUUUUCGCUCUAUUUCUCUGUAAACUAUUUGGGUGGUUUUUUUUAGUGUUGUAUAUAUUUCUUCAUGAACAUGUCGAUUAACGUUGAAGAAGUACAAUAAUAAGGUGUACGAGUUAGAAUCGUUAAGAAAAUAAAGAGAUUUUCUAAAUCAAUGAUACCGAAAGGGCAAAAAUGAGUCAUUGGGUCCCAAAGAACGGCUAUGCCUUAUAGCCCCUUCAGAGAAAACGGCACUGAAAUCGUUACUUGUGCAGAGAGAGAGGCAAGGGGUUGGAAUUUUUGUGCAAGGUUCAACUAUAGGCUAUAGCCCCAUCACUUGGAUGGGAGACGAAGACAACCCCGCCAGCUACUUGCAUGAGGCAUUUACAAAAUCUUGUGCAGAGGUAGAGAAGGAACUAACAUACAAGAAUGACCUUAACUACAGGUGUGUCUGUGAUGUAUUAGUGGAUAGCACAUCAAAGAUAUUAACCAUUCUAUAUGUAUUAGUGGAUAUUGAUUUUGAUGGGGAAAAUAUAUUUUUUUAGUCUUUUUAUUGUA
Messenger RNA from Vigna angularis (adzuki bean), 4248 nucleotides. Its product is annotated as pentatricopeptide repeat-containing protein At2g06000. The transcript has 2 exons. The coding region runs from base 555 to 2117 and encodes 520 amino acids. The record is from RefSeq and is a predicted model, not a curated record. Gene Ontology annotation, molecular function: protein binding. NCBI's taxonomy places the organism in Eukaryota, Viridiplantae, Streptophyta, Magnoliopsida, Fabales, Fabaceae.